CAUGUACUGCAGCUUUUCUCUCUGUUGUUGUUGUUCCCCUUUUGACCGACAGGUGGCGGAACUGGUGACUGACUCAACAUGUUUGAGUUCCGCCGUUGAGCAACAGAAGAAGACGGGGGAGGAAAAAUUCUAGAAAAUGUCCGAAUACGUGACGAUCCAGAAAAGCGCCUUGAAAUUAAAGGGAGUAGGAGUUGUUUCGGAGGGAAAAAAAAAGAAGAAGAAGAAUAAAGAGAGCAAGCAUCGCCUGGAGCAGGUUGCCACCAGCCAGAACGACGAAGAAACAAAAGCUAAGAAAGCGUACGUGGACAAAAGGACGCCAGCACAAAUUGCAUUUGAUAAGAUGCAAGAGAAAAGACAAAUGGAGCGCAUUUUGAAGAAAGCAUCAAAGACGCACAAGCACAGAGUUGAGGACUUUAACCGCCACCUGGACGCUCUGACGGAGCACUACGACAUUCCCAAAGUCAGCUGGACUAAGUAGAAGAACCGUGUGUUUGAGUACCUCUACAUCUUUGGUUCCUCCUUGACAUUCGGGAUGGUUGGAUCGAUUUAUUUACUAUAAAAUUGUCUUGUUUUUUUUUUUUUGUAAAUCCUUGUGUUCAAUAAAGCAGCAAAAUAAACUGUU
This is a messenger RNA of Oryzias latipes (Japanese medaka), 622 nucleotides long. It is a transcript of the gene fam32a, whose product is annotated as family with sequence similarity 32 member A. The record is from RefSeq and is a predicted model, not a curated record. Gene Ontology annotation, cellular component: nucleolus. NCBI's taxonomy places the organism in Eukaryota, Metazoa, Chordata, Actinopteri, Beloniformes, Adrianichthyidae.